GAGGACCUAGGGUGGGUUAGGGUUUUAAGAAACCCGACCCAACCCGGCCCUCUUUCACCCCUAACACAAUUGCAUGGACACUUACAGUUGAACCAAUUUCCAUUGGUUAAAGUAGGAAUUUGAUUAGUUUCCAGGUUAUCCCUAUAUUUAGGGGUUCAUGACCCGGAUCAAAGUGGGGAUAUUGCAAUUUGGAUACUCUAGAUGAGUCAUGUGAUAUAAAUUCGUCCAUAUUGGGAGAUUUGGUCGGAGGGAGAACUCUUAUUCAAUUUUUUUAAUUUUUAUCCAGAUCUAAUGUACCCUGUAGGAUGAUUUGUACAGUUGGAAUGAGGUCUAGGAAUAUCAAUCCAUGCAGUGAUGUACCAAUCUUAGUGGAUGCACCAGAUGGGUAAUAUCAUAUGAAUUCGCUUAUAUUGAAAGAUUUCAGUAGAUUGGGGAUUCUUACUCGUAUGAUUUUUUUACUUGAUUGAGAUCUAGUGGAUCUUGUAGGAUGACUUGUACAAUUGAAAUAGGAUCCAGAAGGGUGAUCCAAUUGGUGACAUACCAAUCUGGAUGCUUUUGAUGGAUCAUACCAUAUGAAUGUGAUCAUAUGGAAAGAUCAGAUCAGAUCAGGUAUUCUUACUGAUUUGAUUUUGUUCAAUUUUGAUUUUGAUCUAUUGGACAUUGUAGGUUAACUUUAACAAAUGGAAUAGGUUCCAGGAAACUUGAUGAAAGUGGUGAUGUACCAUUCUGGAUGUUCCAGAUCGAUCAUACCAUAUAAAUUCGUCUCUAUUGGAAGCAAGGAUCGAGAACUCGAUCUUGAGCUAUGGAGAGAAAUGAAAAGUAUGUGGUUGUCCCUCAAGUGAGCUUUGGUGGAUUUGACAGAAAUGUCACAGCACUAGAACUCACGGAUUUCUUAGAAAAUGAAAUUGGAGUGGUAUGGAGGUGUAGGUUGAAGUCAUCUUGGACUCCUCUGGACUCCUACCCAGACUUCAGCAUCGCAAACAUGGAGGAGGUUCAAAAAACGGAUGACUACAAGAAGGUAGUACCUCAUGCCUUCGUGCAUUUUGUAUCUCAUGAUGCUGCAAUGACGGCACACAAUGCUGCUGGGCGUUCACAGCUUUUUCUGAAAAAUCGUCCUCUGAAGGUGAAUUUGGGACCUGAGAGCCCAUUUCACAUUAAUCGUCGGAGGAGGAAAAUACAUCCCUUCAAGAUUCCUGCCAGUGUUGAGAUUGGAUCUCUCAUUAGCCCAAAUGAAUUCCUAGUUGGCUGGAAAGGACCCACUUCUGGAGUUGACUUCCUUGUUGAUCCUUUUGAUGCCACCUGCAAUAUCCAAUUUUCUAAGGAAACCCUUUUCGCAAUUAAAGACACAAGGAGCCAUGCAGUAAUUAAAUGUGACUUCAAGGUGGAGUUUUUGGUGAGGGACAUCAAGUACUUCAGACAGUAUACAGACAUAUCUUCAAAAAUAAUUUUGUUGCAGCUGGCAUCAUCUCCUCAUCUCUAUUAUAGAACUGCUGAUGAUGACAUCUAUGAUACAGUUCCAUUUGAUAUGAUGGACGAUGAGGAUCCUUGGGUCAGGACCACAGAUUUUACACCUAGCAGAGUCAUUGGUAGGUGCACUUCUUACAGGAUCUCGGUCCCAGCCCGUUUUGGAUUGAGAUUGGAGAAGGCCGUGGAGUAUCUAAGAGAACAGAGGGUACAAGAAGACCAUCGACAGCGGGUAAGGAUACGAGCUGAACCCAACUUUGAGAUGGACUUAUCAAAUCAUUUCUUCUGCGUUCAGGACAAAGAAGGGAUAAACUUUGAGAUUAUGUUUUUGGUGAAUGCUGUUAUUCAAAAAGGUGUCAUCAACCAACAUCUGUUAUCGGACGAGUUCUUUGAAUUACUACGAAGUCAGCCAAGAGAGGUGAAUGUUACAGCAUUAACACAUAUAUAUUCCUAUAGGGAUCAAGUGUUUGAUGCAUCCAAGAGGCUGAAAGGUGUCCAAGAAUGGUUGAAGAAGAACCCUAAGCUUCUCUUGAGCUCUAGGGAUUCAGAUGGUAAUGCUGAAGUGAGGAGAUUAAUUAUAACUCCAACAAAAGCUUACUGUCUUCCACCGGCGGUGGAACUUUCUAACCGGGUUCUAAGGAAGUACAAAGAAAAGGCUGAUAGGUUCUUAAGGGUAGCCUUCAUCGAUGAAGGAUUUAAGCAACUGAAUACUAAUGUUCUAUCUUAUAAUGUUGCUCCUAUUGUGAUGGACAUCACAUCAAAUUCCUACUCGCAGAAAACCAGAGUUUUUGAAAGGAUAAAGACCAUUAUGAAUGAAGGGUUUUAUUUGUGUGGUCGGAAGUAUUCCUUUCUGGCCUAUUCAGCAAAUCAGUUGAGAGACCAUUCUGCCUGGUUUUUUGCUGAAGAUGAAAAUGUGAAGGUGAAAGAUAUCAAGAAUUGGAUGGGGAAGUUCAACAAUAAGAAUGUUGCGAAGUGUGCAGCUAGGAUGGGUCAGUGUUUCUCAUCCACUUAUGCCACAAUUGACGUUCCACAAAAUAAGGUCAACAUGAACCUUCCAGAUAUAAAGAGGAAUGGAUAUGACUUCUCCGAUGGGAUUGGCAAAAUAACUCCUCAACUAGCGAUGGAAGUUGCAGAGAAAUUGCAGCUUACAUUUGAUUCUCCUUCUGCCUAUCAGAUCAGGUAUGCUGGUUGCAAGGGAGUAAUCGCUUGCUGGCCAGGAAAAGAAGAUGGGAUCCUCCUCUCUCUAAGAGGAAGCAUGAAUAAGUUUGAGUCCAGCCACACAAUCCUUGAGGUCAUAUCAUGGACACGGUUCCAACCAGGGUACUUAAACAGGCAGAUUAUAACCCUGCUUUCUGCCUUGGAUGUCCCCGAUGAAAUGUUCUCAAGAAUGCAAGAUACCAUGAUUUCUAAACUGAACCAGAUGCUGGAGAACAUUGAUGUAGCUUUUGAUGUCCUUAUCUCAUCAUGUGGUGAGCAAGGACAUACUGCAGCGAUUCUGCUGAGUGCCGGUUUCAAGCCUCAGACAGAACCUCAUCUUAAAGGCAUGUUGUCAUGCAUAAGAGCAGCCCAGAUGGGAGACCUUCUGGAGAGGGCUAGGAUUUUUGUUCCCAAAGGACGAUGGUUGAUGGGGUGCUUAGAUGAAUUAGGGGUACUUGAGCAAGGACAAUGUUUUAUCAAAGUUUCAACGCCUUCACCACAGAAUUGUUUUUCUAAACAUGGAUCCAAAUUUUCUCAGACAAAGAAUGUAGAAGUAGUCACUGGAAUUGUAGCCAUAGCUAAGAAUCCUUGUCUUCAUCCAGGAGAUAUUCGGAUUCUGGAAGCUGUAGAUGUUCCAGGUUUGCACCAUCUUGUUGAUUGUUUAGUUUUCCCUCAAAAGGGUGAAAGGCCACAUUCAAAUGAAGCUUCUGGAAGUGACCUUGAUGGGGAUCAAUACUUUGUGACUUGGGAAGAAAUUCUCAUACCUCCAAGCAAGAAGAGCUCGCUGCCGAUGGAUUAUGCUCCUGCAGAAGCCAAAAAUUUGCGACGCCCCAUCAAUCGCCAGGACAUAAUUGAAUUUUUCAUGAAGACCAUGGUGACUACGCAACUGGGUAUGAUCUGCAAUGCUCAUGUGGUUCAUGCAGACCUGAGUGAUGACGGUGCCUUGGAUGAUAAAUGCAUCCAACUAGCAGAGCUUGCAGCCACUGCCGUAGACUUUCCAAAAACUGGGAUACUUGUACGCUUGCCCCACCUACUCAGACCGAAAAUUUAUCCAGACUUCAUGGGUAAAGAUGAGAAUAUGUCAUACAAGUCGGAAAAGAUCUUGGGAAGACUAUAUCACCAAAUCAUAGAUGCUCCAGAUGAAGAAGUGGCGGAAAAUUCAGACCUGACAGCUGAAGACAUUCCUUUUGAUCCGGAUCUUGAUGUUACAGGUUCUGCAGGUUUCAUCAUGGAUGCCUGGAAUCACAAGUGCAAGUAUGAUGGGCACCUGAGUGCUCUGCUGGCCCAGUAUGGAGUUAGCCGGGAGGAAGAGGUGGUGACGGGACAUAUAUGGACCAUGCCCAAGAGCAAGAAGCAACGGGAGCUGAAAGAGCGACUUGGUGUUGCCUACAAUGCACUCAGGAAGGAGUUCAGACAUGUGUUUGAAAACAUGGAUGAGGAUUUUGAGAAACUCACUGAUGAUGAAAAGAAUGCUUUGUAUGAACAAAAGGCAUCAGCGUGGUACCGGGUGACUUACCACCCUGAGUGGGUGAAGAAAUCUUUGGAAUUGAGAGACUCUGAAGGCAAUGGUACCAUAUCGGCAAUGCUUAGCUUUGCUUGGAUCCCUGCAGAUUACUUGGUUCGAAUUAAGAUUAAACAUCGAAAGAAUAACAUCGAUGUUGAUACCAGUAAGCCCGUCAAUGCACUUCUGAGCUACAUUUCUGAUCGCAUUUGACUAGGAAGUGUGAGGCUAUUAUUAUAAGCUAUGUUUUCAGGUUUCAGGUCAGUCUGUUUUAUCAGCCUCCUCUUUGGCUCCAAGGCCACUCUGCCAAUAUCUUUUGCUUUCUAGUAUUCCAAACUUUGUCUCUCUUUCUACUAUUCCUAUGUGUGACUUUUGCUUUGAGGUUUUCAGGUACUAAUCCCUUGUAUUGAUCAUCUUAUUCUAUGUAUUGAACUUCUUAGCUGAGAUAUCUUCUAUUCUAAAUCUAUUACAACGUUCUCUACUA
Messenger RNA from Macadamia integrifolia, 4646 nucleotides. RefSeq names its product RNA-dependent RNA polymerase 6-like. Gene Ontology annotation, cellular component: nuclear RNA-directed RNA polymerase complex. NCBI's taxonomy places the organism in Eukaryota, Viridiplantae, Streptophyta, Magnoliopsida, Proteales, Proteaceae. The record is from RefSeq and is a predicted model, not a curated record. Bases 803 to 4375 code for a protein of 1190 amino acids. Gene Ontology annotation, molecular function: nucleic acid binding; RNA-directed RNA polymerase activity. Gene Ontology annotation, biological process: siRNA processing. The transcript has 3 exons.